UACAAAUGAAUCCUGGUGAGAGAUGCUGCUCGUUGGAUGGUGAUGCUGACCGAAUUGUUUACUACUAUGUAGACUCUGUUGGCCAUUUCCAUCUUCUAGAUGGAGAUAAAAUAGCAACUCUAAUCAGCACUUUUCUUAAAGAACUUCUGAUAAAGGCUGGACAAACCUUAUCUUUUGCAGUAAUACAAACAGCUUAUGCCAAUGGAAGCUCUACUGGUUAUCUGGAACAAACCAUGAAGGUGCCUGUUCACUGUGCCAAAACAGGAGUGAAGCAUUUGCAUCACAAGGCCCAGGAAUUUGAUAUUGGCAUUUAUUUUGAAGCAAACGGUCACGGCACAGUAUUGUUUAGUAAAGCCGCAGAGGAUAAGAUAAGAUACCAGGCAAAAGAAGAACGAGAUGUCCAAAAAAGGGAAGCUGCAAAGAUGCUUGAAAACACAAUUGAUCUGAUAAAUCAGGUAGGAGUGUUGGUGCAUUGCUAAAGAAACUUGUCUGUAGUUGUCUUGAAAUAAAACCUGGCUCCUAUUUGCACACCUUAUCUAUUCAUUGAGUUUCAUGGGUAAAAAUACAGAA
Messenger RNA from Protobothrops mucrosquamatus (brown spotted pit viper), 570 nucleotides. Its product is annotated as phosphoacetylglucosamine mutase-like. Bases 6 to 479 code for a protein of 157 amino acids. Lineage: Eukaryota; Metazoa; Chordata; Lepidosauria; Squamata; Viperidae. Gene Ontology annotation, biological process: hemopoiesis; UDP-N-acetylglucosamine biosynthetic process. The transcript is spliced from 4 exons. The record is from RefSeq and is a predicted model, not a curated record. Gene Ontology annotation, molecular function: phosphoacetylglucosamine mutase activity.